GCCUUGACGCAUAAGAACAUGACUGAGACCGUGACAGUUCAAAGAAACCAUAUGUUCACCUCAAGAUGGGUAAUGUGUAGGCUAUUAUCAGUUGGAUACAGUCCUCCCUCUGACUGUCCUGAUCUGUGAGAGAUGGACAGAAACAGUCCUGGGGAGAUGAGAGGUGCAACAGGCAUCACUACUAACGCCAUCACCACACCUGCCUCCACCAGCACCAUCUCAGCGGCCACCAACGCAGUCAGACCACCCACCCCCAGCCGCAGCCAGCCACUGUCCCCAAUCUCCACAGACAGGCAGGCUGUGAUCCAGCAGCCUGUCCAGCGGUCCCAGAGCACUGCGGCGCAGUACCUGCAGCAGAUGUACGCCGCCCAGCAGCAGCACAUCCUGCUUCAGACCGCAGCUCUCCAGCAGCAGCAGCAGCAGCAGCAAGUCACAGUCGCACAGAAUCUCACCACCACAGCCCAGCCCUCACAGACAGUUAGCAGGCCCUCUUCCUCCUCUCCUCCAUCAACGAAUGGGAGUUUGUCACAGUCAGUCAGUGUAUCACAGACCUCGAUCACAUUGGCCACCACUCCACUGACAGCUCAGUCCAUUGGCCGAAUCCAAGGCACCUGUUCCACUCCAGCAGGCAGUACGAUAUCCCAGCAGGCCAUGCUCCUUGGGAAUGGCUCUCCUGCUGGUAGUCAAGCCCAGAUGUACCUGCGGACCCAGAUGCUCAUUCUGGCUCCUGCUGCCUCUGUGGCUGCUGUGCCGUCUGAUCUUCCCGCUGUCAACCCCACAUCUUCCCAGCCCACCUCUACACAGGUCCAGUCUCUGGCUGUCCGCGCACACCUCCCUGGGGCUCUGGCGCAGGGUGUGCAGCUGAAGCCAUGCUCGCAGGGCCAGACGGUGGCCUCCUGCCUGCCCAAGAUGUCCAUCAGCCCCCUGAAGUCCUCCCAGCUACCGCACACCUCUGCGGAAACCUCCGGAAGCGACCUGAGUCAGUUGUCGUCGGCCCAUCAGCUCAUUGCCCCUUAUCAGUGUGAGCGAUUGUACCGUACACAUGCUUAUUCAGAUGGUCGCAAUGGUGUUGCAGCGUCCCUCUGCCCUGCUCUAGUGAAGCAUCAGCUGCACUGUCCCCUAGGCCCGCGGGGGACUCACCAGCUCAUCAUCCAGCAGAGUGCCCACAGCGCCCACAGGCAGAUGCAGCCCAUCGCCCUGCGGGUCACGGCGCAGGAGCACCCCUCCCCCCUCGCCCUGCAGGCCCGGCCCCUGCCCCUCCCGCUCCCUCCGGCUCCGGCCGCCCAGUCUCAGUCGGCCGAGGUCUUACCUGCUGCGUCCUCCACCUCCGUGCAGCAUCAGCAGCAGCCCCAGUCGGCAGUGCUGGUGUCCACCACAGGCGGUAGCCCAGCCCAGGUGGUGCGUCCGCUACUCCAGCUGGGGACGUUGGGAGAGGCCCUCCCCCUCUCCCCCCACGCCUCCGCUCAGAGCUACGGCUCCAUCACCACCUCCGCCGCCGCCGCCAACACCAACCCGCUCCCGGGGACCUUGGCCUCUCCGCCGCCGGCGUCGCUGCAGAGGCUGUCCCUGCGCUCGGUGCAGGCGCUGGCCGUGCAGUCGGGCCAGGUGCUGGUGUCCGAGGAGGAGCUUCCCGUGGCCGAGACACUGGUCCAAAUGCCCUUCCAGAACCUUCCGCCUCCACAGACUGUAGCCGUGGACCUGAAGAUGCAGUCGGUGGCCCAGACAGCACCGCAGUCAGCAGCGCAGGGGCCAAAGAUGGAUCACAAAGGGGCAGAAGCGGACAGAGAUGAAUCACCGUCAAGAACGCAGAGGAAUCGGAUGCUCACCGCACCCACCCAGGCCCCCCCAGCAGAUGCGGAGAGAGGCUGUGAAGAGGAUGCACCAUCCCAGAGAGAAAACUACACAGCUGGGUUGGACUCUUCCUGUGCGCCAUCGAGCCAAUCUGUGAUCCGGUCACCUGAGGAGCCUCCUCUCGUCACCAGCUCCCCCCCUCCCCUCCACCCUGCCGUGGUAAGAAGCACCAGCAAGCCCCCCGCUACCAGCCUGCCAGAGAGUCCUGAGGGCCAGGCCUCACAGGCGGUCGCUAAACCUCACAUCCUCACACACCUCAUAGAGGGCUUCGUCAUCCAGGAGGGGCUGGAACCGUUCCUGAUGAGCCGCUCCUCACUGGCAGACGAGCAGGCUGCGCUGCCGGAGAACCAGGAGGUGACCUCCAACGGCGAUCCCGACCCCGACGAUGACCUGAUGGAUGUGGACGACCCAGAGAACUCCUCCGACUCUGACAUGGACGACCUCCCAGCUGAUGACGAGCCCCUGGAGGACAGCCUGUCGGACGUGCUGCAAUGCGAGUUCUGUGGGAAGAGGGGCUACACCCACAGCUUCCUCCGUUCCAAACGCUUCUGCUCCAUGACCUGUGUCAGGAGGUUCAACGUGAGCAGCACGCGGCGCCUUGGCCUCCUGAGGCCCGACAGGGCCAGCCGCUGGCCCCACAGGCCCAUGGGCAGGAGGGGGAGACCCCCCGGACGGGCCGACGGCAUAUCCAGAGAGCACUUCCUCAGACAGCUGCCAGCCAGGCUAGAUGGGGAGGAGGAUGACGAGGAUGAGCCCCCGGGUCCCAUGACAACCCGGCUGCGUCGUCAGGCAGAGCGUGAGAGGGAACAGGAGGAAGAGCGCAAGGAGAGGAGGAGGAGAGAAUCAAUCGGUUCAGACGAUCACCCCGUGGCCCUGCCCAACCCCUCUCAAUGGAGCGUGGAGCAAGUGUGCUCCUACAUCAACUCCAUACCAGGAUGUGCCGAGAUGGCCGAGGAGUUCCGCUCGCAGGAGAUUGACGGCCAGGCCCUGCUUCUGCUGACCGAGGACCACUUGGUGAGCGCCAUGAACAUCAAACUGGGGCCCGCACUCAAAAUCUGUGCGCAAAUCAACACGCUGAAGGGACCAUAAAGGGCACGCCGCUCACAAGGCCCCAGACAAACCACAGCCUCCGUUUUGACCAUACAUGGCUAUAACUUCACCCACUUCCUGUGGGUGUCAUGUGCACUUGUGUACUGAGGAACAUGUUCAGCUUUCUUGUUGCCAUGAUUGGCAGACGAUAUUCUUGUGGAACUAUUGAGACUACUCUUCGGCGUGCUGUCUGUAGCAAAACAACAACACAAACAAACUCUACUGACCUCCCCUCUAUGAGAUGCAUACAUGUAAUGUGCGAGUUGGUUUAUGUUUUAUGGAUGGAUCUGUAUGAAUAUUUAGCAUACAAAACAGUACUAAGGUGUGUUUAGAGAACUUGAUUGUAUGAUGUAACAUUCCAAAGGAAACCUGUAUGGAUGUUACAUGUCUAUGAACAUAAAAGGUAUGAAGAUUUUGAUAAAAUAUUUGCACAACACAGCCAUUUAACCAUAACAACCUAAUAUGAAUUAAUAACUGUCGAUAAGAUCAUUUCGAGUCUUAAACUUUUGUGUCUUUGUUGGGCCUUGUACUGGAACUUGACUACCACGACUAGCAAUGAACAGGUAUGUUUACAUGA
Molecule: messenger RNA, 3517 nt
Organism: Sardina pilchardus (European sardine)
Lineage: Eukaryota; Metazoa; Chordata; Actinopteri; Clupeiformes; Clupeidae
Gene: phc3a
Product: polyhomeotic homolog 3 (Drosophila)
Exons: 15
Coding region: 133-2940 (935 amino acids)
Biological process (GO): negative regulation of DNA-templated transcription
Cellular component (GO): nucleus; PRC1 complex
Molecular function (GO): zinc ion binding; histone binding; chromatin binding
Source: RefSeq, a predicted model, not a curated record